AUGGGCGGAUAUAUUAGCAGAUUGUUGGGACGAUUGUGGGGUGAAAAGGAGGUACGAAUACUCAUUUUAGGCUUGGACGGAGCUGUAGAUUCUAUAGAUCGUGAUCGUAUGAGUACCUCAAGAGAGGAGCUUCACGCCAUGCUUGAUGAAGAGGAAUUACGAGAAGCUGCGCUAUUAGUCUUUGCUAAUAAACAAGAUAUGGUUGGUGCAUUGACCUCAGCUGAAGUAUCUGAUGCCUUAGGGUUGAGUACGUUGAAAAAUCGGCAGUGGAGUAUCUAUAAAACAAGUGCUGUAAAAGGUGAUGGCCUAAAUGAGGGCCUAGAUUGGUAA
This is a messenger RNA of Cetraspora pellucida, 330 nucleotides long. Lineage: Eukaryota; Fungi; Glomeromycota; Glomeromycetes; Diversisporales; Gigasporaceae. The record is from the annotation of a GenBank genome assembly.